Messenger RNA from Pteropus alecto (black flying fox), 1017 nucleotides. RefSeq names its product family with sequence similarity 205 member C (gene SPATA31F3). The record is from RefSeq and is a predicted model, not a curated record. The transcript has 5 exons. Lineage: Eukaryota; Metazoa; Chordata; Mammalia; Chiroptera; Pteropodidae. Bases 1 to 1017 code for a protein of 338 amino acids.
AUGUUGAGCCCUACCUUUGUACUGUGGGAUAUUGGAUAUCCCUUAUACACUUAUGGCUCCAUCAUCAUUAUUGCAUUAAUUGUUUGGCAAGUGAAAAAGAACCAUCGAAAAUUAAGGUUGAGACCUAACAGGAGCUGUUGCCGGCACCACCAGAGAGUCAAACAAAGGGCUAAAUAUAGAACAUCAAGAGCUAGGGGACUUUCAAGACUUUCUCAGAAAGAAGCUGAGAAGCCAUGGGAGCUGCUCUCUAUCAUGAAAAGACAAGGUUGGCUUCCUCAGGAGGGAAGUGUGCGGAGGCUCCUGUGUGCAGAUCCUUCCUGCCCCAUCUGCAAUGCUGUGGCUCUAGAGAUCCAGCAUUUGCUGGAGGGUGAGAACACCCUGGUCUCUCCCACUUCAUCAGGGCUAUCACGGGCCUCCUCUUGCCCAGAGAUUUUUUCCAUGUCUAAUAUGUCUUUUGGGCAGAAUCAAGGUUCCCAUCACUCCCAAGAGCUUUCACUUCCAUCUACAACCCCCUCCAUGUCACAGCUAACUGAUCAGAAAUCCUCAGUCCAGUCAACUGCCCAGUCAACCAGUGCAGCCACCAUCCAAGAUUACCGGGCUAAACACCAGCGAAAGCAGGGGUUUCAAACACAAUGUAUGUCCUGGGAUGCAGGAGCUCUGUAUUCUUCAAGCCUUGAGGAGCAUAGGAUUCCUACGAACCAGCAGGACAAGAAGAAGAGCAAUUCCAAAUGUGUCCUGGAGAAACAAGAAGCUACAGAAGCUGGCUUGGGAAAUAAGAUGAAGCACUUUCUACACUGGAUUAACCCCAAGGUGAAAGGUCAAGGGCAUAAGGAAUCCAUUCUCUCUAAGGAUGAGACAGUAGAAAAAACUAUGACAAAAAAUGUUGAGAAGAGUCCACCCCUCAACAAAGGCCCUGUGAGGCCAGCUAAGUUGGAGAAGAAAACAGAGGAGGAGGGCAUGACCUUCUUUGAUGCCUGCCAGUGCGUAGACAAUGAACAGCAUCAACACCCCCUUUAG